CUCGAAUAAAAGAUCUCGUUCGUGGCCGAAAGAUCGCGCCGCGACGACGAUGGAUGCGGUCGCAUGGCAUGUGAGCAAUCUGCUGGCAGAAGGCUCGACGCUCCUAAACGUACUCUCCGUCGUCUUCUAUGUCAUCCUCGGCCUCGCUGUGUUCAUUAUCGUCGUCGGGAUCUGUUUUUGCUGGCUCAACAAGCGCGCGGACGCCGAGUUUGACGAACAAAACACGUAUCGCGAGCUCGAAGAUGGGACAACUGCUCCACCCAGCCAUGCCAGAUCUAGUGGCUCGACAUGCCCAGGUGGCACCCUUCCUGACAAGCGCGUGAUCAAGAAAACUCCAUCCAAGCCGCUUCCCUACCGAGCCAAGUCGACAUCGUCCCGUCCACCCCAAGCGAGCACCACCGCUCAACUCUAAGUUGUCGUCUUUGGAACAAAUCACUUCUUACAUUGCA
Molecule: messenger RNA, 449 nt
Organism: Aphanomyces invadans
Lineage: Eukaryota; Oomycota; Saprolegniomycetes; Saprolegniales; Verrucalvaceae
Exons: 5
Coding region: 50-412 (120 amino acids)
Source: RefSeq, a predicted model, not a curated record